CGUCGCGCGGGGGCCGCCGGGACGGGUGCGACCCUUCCCCGCGGCCGGCCGCCUCCCAUCGGGCGCCGCGCGGCGCGGCGCAGGUCGGUGCAGGGUCAGCGGGUCAGGCGCGCGGGUUCCGGCCCGGGCAGGCGCAGGAUGUACACGCUGCUGUCGGGGUUGUACAAGUAUGUGUUCCAGAAGGAUGAGUACUGCAUCCUUAUCCUGGGUCUGGACAAUGCAGGAAAGACGACCUUUCUGGAGCAGUCAAAAACCCGGUUUAGCAAGAACUACAAGGGGAUGAGCCUCUCCAAGAUCACCACCACCGUGGGUCUGAACAUCGGCACCGUGGACGUGGGGAAGGCUCGGCUCGUGUUCUGGGACUUAGGGGGGCAGGAGGAGCUGCAGUCUCUGUGGGACAAGUACUACGCGGAGUGCCACGGCGUCAUCUACGUCAUUGAUUCCACGGACGAGGAGAGGCUGUCGGAGUCCAAGCGAGCUUUCGAGAAGAUGGUCACGAGUGAGGCUCUGGAUGGCGUCCCCAUCCUGGUGCUGGCCAACAAGCAGGACGUGGAGACUUGCCUCUCCAUCCCGGACAUCAAGACCGCCUUCAGUGACUGCACCGCCAAGAUCGGCCGGCGCGACUGCCUGACCCAGGCCUGCUCCGCCCUCACCGGCAAGGGGGUGCGCGAGGGCAUCGAGUGGAUGGUGAAGUGCGUCGUGCGGAACGUGCACCGGCCGCCGCGGCGGAGGGACAUCACGUAGGCGCGGCCAGCGCCCAGACGCCCGCCGGCUGGAGCCCCCGACCUGGGCUGGGGCUGGCUUUGCCUCCGGGGCCCUUGUUUCCCUUGUUUUCUAGGACAGACUGUCCUCUGUGUCCUCCAGCGCGGGCCCGGGGGGCUUCUGCCAGGGCGUGGGGGCGGCAGGGCCUGCAGCUAGCUACCUCAGGCCUGGACCCACCAAGGCCAGGAUGGAGGGCCCUGUGGGUGCUGUUGCUGCCACCCUCCUCGGGCCGGCCUGCCUGCCUGCCUGCCUGCCUGGGGUGGGGUUCGGGGUCCCCCGUGGUUCCAGUGCAGACUCAGGGUGUGUCCCCAUCCCACCUCCCCCCACCCCACCGGCUCAACAUCGACCACGUUGAUCCCUGGCGACGUGGGAAAGCUUGGAAGUGGGUGUCUUCCCCGAGCACACCUACCACUCACCUGGAACAAUCUCGGGCACCAGCUCAGGCGCCCAGUGUGUGUGGGGGAGGGGGUGGAAGGUGGGCUGGGUCUCCAGGCUGCCGGGUCGGUGGUGUCCUAAGCCUGUGCUCCCUGCUGAGGGGGAGCUGGGUCCCCACCCAGGCCUGCGUCCCCGGCGGAGACCCCUUUCCCAGGCCCCACGGGAGCUGCUGCCCUCAGCAGGCCUGGCUGCGGGUGUGUGGGGGGGGAAAUAAAGAGCAUUUGAGCA
Phyllostomus hastatus (greater spear-nosed bat) is the source of this 1425-nucleotide messenger RNA. RefSeq names its product ADP ribosylation factor related protein 1 (gene ARFRP1). The coding region runs from base 139 to 744 and encodes 201 amino acids. Gene Ontology annotation, cellular component: Golgi apparatus. The record is from RefSeq and is a predicted model, not a curated record. Gene Ontology annotation, molecular function: GTPase activity; GTP binding. Gene Ontology annotation, biological process: intracellular protein transport; protein localization to organelle; Golgi to plasma membrane protein transport. NCBI's taxonomy places the organism in Eukaryota, Metazoa, Chordata, Mammalia, Chiroptera, Phyllostomidae. The transcript is spliced from 8 exons.